Molecule: messenger RNA, 1576 nt
Organism: Galeopterus variegatus (Sunda flying lemur)
Lineage: Eukaryota; Metazoa; Chordata; Mammalia; Dermoptera; Cynocephalidae
Gene: ZFYVE19
Product: zinc finger, FYVE domain containing 19
Exons: 11
Coding region: 1-1200 (399 amino acids)
Biological process (GO): mitotic cytokinesis checkpoint signaling; abscission
Cellular component (GO): centrosome; cleavage furrow; midbody
Molecular function (GO): phosphatidylinositol-3-phosphate binding; metal ion binding
Source: RefSeq, a predicted model, not a curated record
AUGGAGAGUAGGUGCUACGGCUGCGCUGUCAAGUUCACUCUCUUCAAGAAGGAGUACGGCUGUAAGAAUUGUGGUCUGGCCUUCUGUUCCGGCUGCCUUAGCUUCAGUGCAAUGGUGCCUCAGACUGGGAACAAACAACAGAAAGUCUGCAAGCAGUGCUAUGAGGUCCUGACCAGAGGAUCUUCUCCUGCCAAUGCCUCCAAGUGGUCACCACCUCAGAACUAUAAGAAGCGUGUGGCAGCUUUGGAAACCAAGCAGAAAUCCAGCACUUCCUGGAGCCAGGGACUAACCCAACAAGACCAGGUCAUUGCUCAGCGUCUAGCACGGCUCCGCCAGGAGAACAAGCCCAAGUCAGUGCCCUCACAGGCAGAGAUAGAAGCACGGCUGGCUGCACUUAGGGAUGAACCUCAGGGUUCUAUCCCUUCCACCCAGGAGAUGGAGAGACGGCUUGCUGCAUUGCAGGGCAGAGUUCCUCCUUCUCAGACCCACCAGCCGGCACAUCAGACACCAGAUACCAGGACCCAAGCACAGCAGACACAGGAUCUGCUAACACAGCUGGCAGCUGAAGUGGCUAUUGAUGACAGCUGGGAACGAGCAGGCACAGCUGCCUCUCUCCAGAAUGACCUCAACCAGGGUGGCCCAGGGAGCCAGAGCACUAAUUCCAAGGAGCAGGCUAGCUGGUCUGUGGAGGAGGAGAAGAGCAGGCUGCUGGCUGAGGCAGCGGUUGAACUGCGAGAGGAAAACACAAGGCAGGAGCGGAUCCUGGCCCUGGCCAAGCGUCUGGCCGUGCUGCGGGGACAGGACCCCGAUAGAGUGACCCUCCAGGACUAUCGCCUUCCAGACAGUGAUGACGAUGAGGAUGAGGAGACAGCCAUCCAGAGAGUCCUGCAGCAGCUCACUGAAGAAGCUGCCCUGGAUGAGGCAAGUGGCUGUAACAUCCCUGUGGAGCCGGCUCCCAAACCCCGGGCCCAACCCUGCAGGGCAGAGCCUGAGGCCCAGGACAUGGCCCUCAGGAUGGAGGCUGAGGAAGAGGAGCUCCCCUGGUGCUGCAUCUGCAAUGAGGACGCUACCCUGCGCUGUGCUGGCUGUGAGGGAGACCUCUAUUGUGCCCGCUGCUUCCGAGAGGGCCAUGAUACCUUCGAACUUAAAGAGCACCAGACAUCUGCCUACCAACCCCCACGUGCAGGCCAAGAGCACUGAGGAAACCCUGGUCCUGGAAAGGCAGUCCUACAGGCAGUCCCCCAGGCUGGGGCACCUCACUCUGGGCCCAGCCUCAGGGCAUCUGAUGGGAGAGCAUUUCAGACUAUACUGAUGAUGGAUACUCUUCUUCCUGAGCCUUGCUGUCUCUGGAAAGUUCUCCAUUCAUUUGAUGAAAGUCAUCAUCAAAGAUGAUUACCGGAAGAGCCAGAGGGAAGGAGUAGGGGCCCUCCUACUAGAAAAGAAUCCCAGAUUGGAAGUAAGAGGCAUGAUGGGAAAGACCAGACUGAAUCUAAGGAUGAGCCCUGUAAUCCAGCUCCAGGUCCAGGAUCCUGUCUUGGCACUGAGUGGAUCUAAUAAAUUAUGUUGAUUCAUUGGG